AUGACCAACCACGUCGUCCCCGACUCGGCUCCCAAUGCUCCUUACAUUCCCUCCGUCGUCGAAGCGGCCAAUUACUAUUAUGGCUUCCCCUCCAAGCCCCGUCUCGUGGCUCGUUCUAGCUGCGACGUUUGGAUGAGGCCCACCGGUCCCGAGGCCUACCUCGUGCCCAAGGGCUUAAUGCCACUCGGUUCCCACAGCCUCGCGACCGCCUGGGAGGACAUAGUCAGUCCUGCCUUGUCUCGUUGCCUCGACGAGAAGGGGGUCAAUUUCCUCACCAUGACGCCCGCUCGCAUCGACAUCGUCGACCAACCUUCUCAUCCCGUCGUCGUCCUCGUAGGAGUCGAGCCUGGCUCUCUCACCCACGAGCUCGGCAUCGAGGCCGCUGUCGCGUGCCAUUCCGUUCUCAUCGCCAACUCCAUCCUCGACGUCCACGUUGAGAUCCGCGAGUCCAAGCCCAGCCUCGCUGCCGCUCUAUAUAGGCCCGCCGUCACGUCUAACCCUGCUGCCCGCCUCAUCGAACCCUUCGCCACUUCCCUCGGUCUCCCCAUCAGUUUUGUCAAGACGACCCACUACGAGGGAACCGCAGGGUUCUUCUUCACGGACAGUGCAAAGUCUGGAAAGCUCUUCAUGCUCACCGCACGCCAUGUACUAUUUCAUCCCGACGAGACGCCGAACACCAUGUACGUCUUUAAAGACGGCACUGGUGCGCCGCAGAGGAAGGUCAUCCUGUUGGGAAAGGCCGCCUUCGAUGCUCGCGUCGAGGACAUCGACGUUGCGAUCCGUGCUAAGAAGGUCAUCCUCGCGCAGCUGGCGAAGCGUGCGGCAGACGCUGCAGCCUUGGAAGACGAGGCCGAGGCCCGAGACGAAACGGAGGCGGUGCAGGCUGAGAUGGAGAAGGCGGAGAAGGCAAUCGCGGCCUUCGAGAAGUUGCGUACUGAAAUCCUCCGAGACUGGCAGGACGAGGGCAAGCGGGUUAUCGGCCGCGUCGUCCUGUCGCCGCCCUUCACUCUCAACUUCGGUACCGAUGGGUAUACCGAGGACUGGGCCGUCGUCGAGAUCCACGGCACUAUGAUCUCGCGGCUUAACUUCAUCGGUAACGCCAUCGACCUCGGUUCCGUCGACGUCGACGUGCUAACGUCGUGGAUGUAUCCCGACUCCGCCAACCCGCAUUCCUUCGAUUACCCCGGCAACCGUCUCCUCCGCUUCUCCGGCACUCUAUCGGAUGAAGAGAUGCGCCGUCCUCCUUCGCACACCAAAGACCAGGACAAGGAUGCCGUGAUUAUGGUCUUGAAGAACGGCAACACCUCGGGCCUGACCGUCGGCUGUCUCAACAACGUUCGUUCUGUCGUUCGCCAUUACUUCAAGGACCAGCCUGGUGUGGCGUCGAAGGAGGUAGCCGUUCUUCCUCGCACCUCAAAGUCCGGCGCCUUUUCCGCGCCCGGAGACUCCGGUUCUGCCGUCGUCGAUGGCAAGGGCCGUGUCUGCGGAAUACUCACCGGCGGCGACGGAGCCACGGACGUGUCCGACGUCACCUUCGUCACCUCCAUCAACUUCCUCCUCAAGCGCCUCGCGGAGAACGACGUCAAGGCCAACAUCUUCCCCACCGUGAGUCAUUGA
This is a messenger RNA of Rhodofomes roseus, 1617 nucleotides long. RefSeq lists its product as uncharacterized. Lineage: Eukaryota; Fungi; Basidiomycota; Agaricomycetes; Polyporales; Fomitopsidaceae. The record is from RefSeq and is a predicted model, not a curated record. The transcript has a single exon. The coding region runs from base 1 to 1617 and encodes 538 amino acids.